AUGUUGUCCAACGCACUCCCGCUCCUCGCGAUCCUCCCCCUCGCCGCCGCCCACUUCGACAUCGAGUGGCCCACGCCGCGCGACUCCAACCAUGCUCAAGCCGUCAAUUUCCCCUGCGGAGGCGCCAACAGCGUCAAGACUCCCCGUACCGACUGGCCCAUGAGCGGAGCACCCGUCCAGCUCAAGAUGGAGCACGCGCAGACCAACGUCAAGGUCCUCCUCGCCAUUGGUGAGGACCCGGGAGAGAACUUUAACGUCACGCUGCGUCCCACCUUCUCUAUUGAGGGCCUGGGCGACUUUUGUGUUGGCGCAUUGAGUCUCCCUAGCGGUAUCAAUGUUUCCGAUGGUACGCCUGCUACCAUCCAGGUCGUCACGAACGGUGAUCCCACGGGCGGUCUCUACCAGUGCGCCGACAUCACGCUGAGAACAACGGUAUCCGAGGAUCUCAGCGGCAAUUGCAAGAACAACACGGGCUUCAAGGUCACCGCCGAGAACGUCCAAGGAAACCCCAACGAGACCACCACCGACCACAGCGGACACACGACAUCUGCAAGUGGAACCGGAGCACCUGCGGCCACUCAAUCUCCCGGUCUCGCAGCUCACCCAACUGCCAUUUCAGGCAAGGGUACGCCCCGAAGGAAGGUCAAGAAGGUCCACAAGAGCGCCGGUACCGACGACAAGAAGCUCCAGGCACAGUUGAAGAAGAUCAACGUGCAGCCCAUCCAGGCCAUCGAGGAGGUCAACAUGUUCAAGAGCGACGGAAACGUCAUCCACUUCUCCGCACCAAAGGUGCACGCCUCCGUCCCCGCCAACACCUUCGCCAUCUACGGCAACGGUGAGGACAAGGAGCUCACCGAGCUCGUGCCCGGCAUCCUCAACCAGCUCGGCCCCGACUCCCUCGCCUCGCUCCGCAAGCUCGCCGAGAGCUACCAGAACAUGCAGAAGGAGAAGGGUGAGGACGGUGACAAGAAGGACGACGAGGAUGACGACGACAUCCCGGACCUCGUCGCCGGCGAGAACUUCGAGACCAAGCAGGACGUCGAGUAA
This is a messenger RNA of Aaosphaeria arxii CBS 175.79, 1047 nucleotides long. RefSeq names its product NAC-domain-containing protein. Gene Ontology annotation, cellular component: nascent polypeptide-associated complex; cytosol. The record is from RefSeq and is a predicted model, not a curated record. The transcript is spliced from 4 exons. Lineage: Eukaryota; Fungi; Ascomycota; Dothideomycetes; Pleosporales. The coding region runs from base 1 to 1047 and encodes 348 amino acids.